UUCUCAGCCAGUCGGUUUUUUUUUUUCUUUUUUUUUACUCGAGCGACCUACCACAAGUACUGAUCCGUUCCAUUUCUGUCGUUCCAAGAAAAUGCCUACAGCUGCCGAAUCUAACACUGCCCAGACAAAGCAACUUCAGCAAGUGGUUGCCGCACUGAAGGACAAGGCAGACCCGGCCUCGUUGAACGCACUCAAGGAUAUUCUCGGCGUCUCGUCGUCGACCCUCUUCCACCGCAUCAAUGACGCCGGUGACAAUCUGACAAAGGCCACCAAACCCUCGUCCGACACGACUCCUGCCGACAGCGCCGCCUCCACACCGGCCGCAUCCCCAGCGCCAUCCAAACAGGCUACGACUGCUGCUGCUCCAGCGUCGCCAGCACCCAAGCAGUCCGCUGCUGCUGUUGCUGCUGUUGCUGCUGCUCCCGUGGUCGACAAGACCCCGGCAUCGCCCGCGCCUGCGCCGGCAGCUGCUGCCCCGGCCGCCGCCGCCGCUGUGGCCUCGCCAACUCCUUCCGCUGCGGGUGCUGCAGCAGCAGAGCCCACUCGCGAAAUCGUCCUGGUCAAGGGCUCGACCGGCCUUGGGUUUAACAUUGUCGGUGGCAGUGAACAGCGUGCCAACAUUUACGUGUCAAAGAUUCUCAGCGGCGGUGUUGCCGACCGUGACGGCCGACUCCGUCGUGGCGAUGAAAUUUUGAAGGUCAACGACACGGUCGUGUUGAGCAUGUCACACGAGGGCGCUGCCUCCGUUCUCAAGCAGUCGUCGGGCGAGGUCCGCUUGUCUGUCCGCUUCAACCCCACGUUUGAAAAGUAUCUGCAGACGCUCGACGAAAACGCCAGCAAGAAACUCAGCGUAGGCACUCUCGCUGCUGCUGCUCCCGGUGCUGCUGCCGCAGCCUCUGAGCAGAGCAACACGGCUCCUUCGACCCCUGCAAAGACCAGCAUUUCGUCUGCUGGCGCGGCCGCCUCGCCGCUCGUCACCUCGGGCGGUCCCAAGAGCUUCCACGUCCGUGCCCUGUUCGAGUUUAUUCCCGACCCGAAGGAGUGCCCCGGCAAGGCGCUGUCGUUCAAGCCUGGCGACAUUCUCUUUGUUAGCAACGCGAACGAUGACGAGUGGUGGGAGGCUCGCAUGGAGGCCGAUCAGGCGCAGGUGGGUCUGAUCCCUUCGCGCGCCCGACACGAGCGUCGCGAGCGAGGCAAGAGCAAGAACGUCAAGUUUGACGGCCCGCUUAGCUCGACGCUCACCCCUGCAGAGGAAGCCGAAAUUGCCGCCAAGUUCCAUGGCAAGGACAAGGACGGUCGCGGCUCGAUGCGGAUGGUCAAGAAGCUCUCCAUCUUUGGCAAGAAGAGCCGAGGGGAAGACUCGCCUGCCGCGUCUCGCUCUGGCUCGACCGACGCCACCAAAGACAAUAGCAAAUUCCCCGCGGUGCCCACCUACGAGAUUGUCACGCUCGACUCGUCCACGACCGACUUUAAGCGACCACUGGUCAUUCUCGGCCCCGUCAAGGACCUCAUCUACGAGCGUCUCUUGCAAGAGGAGCCAGACCUGUACGCCCCGUGCGUGCCUCACACCACUCGCCCUCCGCGCCCGGACGAGGAGAACGGACGCGAGUACUUUUUCGUCACUCGCGAGCAGAUGGAGAAGGACAUGAAGGAGGAAAAGUUUAUGGAGGCUGGCCAGUUCAAGCAAAACCUGUACGGCACCUCGAUCGACGCUGUGCGAACCGUCAUCCAACAAAAGAAGCAUUGCAUUGUCGACGUGAGCGCAUCCGCCGUCGAAACGCUUCGCGCCAACAAGCUCAAGCCCGUGGUCAUCUUUUUGAAGGUGACCUCGGCCGACUCCAUCAUCAAGCUCAACCCCAGCAUGCCCGUCGAGACAGCCACAAAGGUGUUUGACACUGCACAAAAGCUGGAGGCGACCAGCCGUCAACACUUUACCGACGUGGUCAAGGCUGAUGUUCUUGAUGAGGCUGUUGCCGCUGUUCGGCAAGCGGUCACCAAGAGCAGCGCCACCAAGACCUGGGUUGCUGCCAACCGCCCGUUGCCUUAAAACGUGGCUGGGGGGUCGACAGAAGUGUGUGGGGGAGGGGUGGAUGCUCGCCUCGACUACUUGGCAUUAUUUUGGUUGUCUGUGAUUACGCUUGGUUUUGUGUUUUUUUUUGUUUUUGUUUUUGUCGUUGGUGUUGUUGUCACUGUUUUUUGUUCCAUGUCUGCCCAUGGUUGUGAGCCAACAGAAGCGCCGCUGUACGCUAUGACACGAUCGGUGCUGUACUCGUUAUUUUUGUCACUUUUUUUUUUA
This is a messenger RNA of Capsaspora owczarzaki ATCC 30864, 2296 nucleotides long. Its product is annotated as postsynaptic density protein. The record is from RefSeq and is a predicted model, not a curated record. Gene Ontology annotation, cellular component: plasma membrane; cell-cell junction. The transcript has 3 exons. Gene Ontology annotation, molecular function: protein binding. Bases 92 to 2047 code for a protein of 651 amino acids. NCBI's taxonomy places the organism in Eukaryota, Filasterea, Ministeriida, Capsasporidae.